Molecule: messenger RNA, 1686 nt
Organism: Sinocyclocheilus grahami
Lineage: Eukaryota; Metazoa; Chordata; Actinopteri; Cypriniformes; Cyprinidae
Product: docking protein 1-like
Exons: 1
Coding region: 24-1130 (368 amino acids)
Biological process (GO): positive regulation of MAPK cascade; cell surface receptor protein tyrosine kinase signaling pathway; Ras protein signal transduction
Cellular component (GO): cytoplasm
Source: RefSeq, a predicted model, not a curated record
CUUUGUCACAUUCUCUGCAGGUUAUGUUCUCUUUUGAAGCCGGACGAAGAUGUGAAUCUGGGCCGGGGAGCUUCACCUUCGAGACAAAGCAGGGAAAUGAAAUAUUCCACAUUGUUGAGGAAUCCAUUCGGGAGCAGAAAGCCCAAGCUGAAGAACGACACCAAAGUUGUCCAUCAUUAGACUCAGACUGCCCAGCUCUCCAGCAGAUCCGUGCUGCCAUCUCAGAAGCAAACAGUCGUGAACCAGAUGGAGAUUCUGGUGGUAGCAAGCCUGGGUCUGCAGAUGGUGUCUUUGGUAGAAAGGAGAACGAUGGGAAAAAUUUAAAGGGCCGAAGCCUUCCAGAGCCGCCACCUCCCGUUGGUGGGACCCCGCCGCGAUCUCCCAUGCCACGUGGGUCCAAAAAUCUGUUAGAGGACCAAGGGAGUCUAUACUCGGAGCCUGCUGACUCGGUCCGUUCGCUGCCCAGCCCAGGAGACUGUUUGUACUCUGACCCGGUAGACAGUAUCAAAGUCAUGCCCACUCCUAACCCACGUCUCAGGCCGACUGGCGAUGAUGGGGGUAGCCGCAACCCAGGCAUCAAGCCUGAUCCAUUCUAUUCAGACAUCUAUGAUCAGAUCAGUCUGGACUUGGUUCAGAGGACAGUGGGAUUGGGACUCGAUGGGCAAAGUAGGCACCCUGCAGAUGGAGGUCCUACAGAGCACAUCUACGAUGAGCCAGAGGGACGUGCUGGAUCUGCACUGCCUAUUAUCACGCUUUAUGAUGAAGCACGGUUGGAAAUGCAUCCCUGGAGAACCAGGGGAACGGAGGAGCCUCAAGGUCACGAGGUGGCUCAACAACCACUGCCAGUGCCCAGACCAAAAGGCCCCAAACCUGUCACAGCACCCAAACCAGGCAAAGUAGCACUGCCCAAGAAAGACCCUCCUCCGUUGCCUCAAAUUAAAGGCAGUGUUAACCUGAACAACAAUAACAGUAGCAACAGCCACAACAGCACGGAAGGUGGCAGAAGAGGUGCUGGUGCAGGAAAUGUGGAGAUUUACAGUAAAGUAUCUAGACAUCAGCCACCUCCAAAUGCGUGGCAUCCUACCAUGCAGUCUCCAGACAUCAUCUAUGACAACUUGGGUGACAUUUGACCUAACCUUUCAAUUUAGGCAGUCUGGUCUCCUUUUCCUUAACCCUUAGAUCUUUAAUUUAAGGAAAUGUGUUUAUGGUUAACAAGGGAGCGCUCAGCAUCAGUGCUCGGAUUGAAACCUCAGUCAUAUAGUCACUGACUGUCAAAAUGAUUGAGAGCUAAGACUGUACAAAACUUUUAUAUGGAUAAUGCCCUCUGAAAGGGCUUGUACUGGCACAUGCCAGAUUUUUGCACUUCUUGGGCAAAGUAAUCCUUUUUGUAAAUUUGAGUCUGUGACUUUUGUAUCGGAAGAGAUUAUGAAGCACUUGUCAUAACACUCGGCUCCCUGGAGAAUCGAGUGUUGUUGUGUGAACGUUAUCUACCAGAUGUAAUUUAAUGGUUAAAGUGCAAAGACAAAAAGGUCAGUUUUUGCACGUACAAACCUUGAAUUGUUUUGCAUGGGGAUUGUAGCAAAAGGAUACUAAUCCACUGCUAUGAGUGUGUGUUUUAUAUGUAUGUGAAUGAGUCAGCAGCUGUGCUGUUGUUUAACAUGAUGACGAUGAUAAUAAAAAUUAUAG